Molecule: messenger RNA, 846 nt
Organism: Morchella importuna
Lineage: Eukaryota; Fungi; Ascomycota; Pezizomycetes; Pezizales; Morchellaceae
Exons: 1
Coding region: 1-846 (281 amino acids)
Molecular function (GO): protein binding
Source: RefSeq, a predicted model, not a curated record
AUGGAAAUACUCACCUCUCCUACUCCCGCCCCCGCCCCCGCGGCCACCACCACCCCCACCGUCUCCAGCCUCACCUCCCUCCCCAAUGAGCUCAUCCUCGACAUCGCCUCCUACCUCCCCGGCCGCGACAUCGCCCGCCUCAUGCGCGCCAACCACCACCUCAACACCCUCCUCCUCCCCUCCCUCCACGCCACCAUCCCCGCAGCCGCCGACUCCAUCCUCAUCUGGGCCGCCCACUACAACGACCUCCCCGCCGCCCGCCUCGCGCUAAAACACAACGCGGACCCGAACGUCCUCUCCGCCGCCAGCGCCACCCCGCUCUGCAUCGCAGCCCGCAACAACUACACCCCCAUCGUCGAUGCCCUCCUCGAGAACCCAAACACAACACUCGAGUACCCCCAGACCGAGUGGACCUACUACCUCAUCAAGCGCCCGCUGUGCCACGUCGUCGACGACGGCAACAUCGCUAUGGCGCGCCACCUCCUCGAACGCGGCGCACUCGUCUACCUGAAGCGCGAGGCGCACCCGCCGAUUGUGUCGGCGCUCGUGCGCCGCAACGCGGCCAUGGUGGCGCUGCUGCUCGACACGCAGAGCGGGUGGAAGAGUGAUCCGGGGCAGAGUGUGGCGAACUCGAAUGCGCUGAUGGAUGCGUUUAAGAGGGGGGAGCUGACGCUGGAGAUUUUGGAGCUGUUUAUGAAGUGGUCGGCGGAGAUGCUGGAGGUUGAGGGCGAGGGCGGGUUGUUUGGGAUUGCGCAGGUGGAUCUGAAGUAUGAGGGGUAUGAUAAGAUAUUGGAGUUCUUGAAGCAUUAUGGGGCGCCGUAUGAGCUUGUGGGGGAGGCAAAGUAG